AUGAUCCUCAGACGCCCGCUCCUCAACGCCUCCUCGGCCGCCGCGGCGCUCCCCAGGACGUGCACGCGCAGCCUGCAGCACAGCAUCCCCAUGCGCCCCGUCCCCAAACCAACGCCCUUCAUCCCCGACCACGCCGCCUUCCUGACCGCAAUCGGCCGCGGUCUCUCGGCACACACCGGAAAGAUCCCCUCGUGGGAAGCCCUCUUCACCCUCACGUCGCCGCAGCUCAAGGAGCUGGGCGUCGAGCCCGCCCGCUCGCGCCGCUACCUGCUGCACUGGCGCGAGAAGUUCCGCAACGGCGAGUACGGCGUCGGCGGCGACUGCCAGCACGUCGCCGACGGCGUCGCCGAGCUGACCGUCGUCGCCGCCCCGGUGGCCCCGAACCCCCAGCUGGGGAACACCAUCAGCCCGCGCUCUGCCGCCGCGACCGCCACGCGCAACCCGGGCACGAGGAGCGUCGUCGUGAACGUGCCUGCUGGCGAGACAGCGGCUGCGCGCGUUGACGCGUUGCCCGCUGUGAGUGGCGUGCUGGUCAAGGGUGCCCGGACGAUCAAGGGCAGCUACGUCGAGCCGGUGAAGGGCAGUGAGGGGCUGAGGGCGAGGAUACGGCUGCAGGAGGGAAUGUGGGAAGACAGGAGAGGGCACAAGAUCGAUGGUGGCGAGAGGCGGAAGGCAGAAGUCCGGGCGAAGAGGAGGGCGGCGGAGAAUAAGGAGAAGGCGAGGUAG
Messenger RNA from Didymella exigua CBS 183.55, 726 nucleotides. RefSeq lists its product as uncharacterized. Bases 1 to 726 code for a protein of 241 amino acids. Lineage: Eukaryota; Fungi; Ascomycota; Dothideomycetes; Pleosporales; Didymellaceae. Gene Ontology annotation, cellular component: mitochondrion. The record is from RefSeq and is a predicted model, not a curated record. The transcript has a single exon.